AUGAAUCACCAGAAUUAUAUGAAGUGGUUGAAAGACAAACUUCUUCCCAAUUUACCUUGCAAUUCAGUUUUAGUAAUAGACAACGCUGCAUAUCAUAAUGUGACUCUUGAAAAAUGUCCUACAUCAGCUUCGAAAAAAGACAUCAUGAAACAAUGGUUGACAGAAAGAAAUAUAUUGUUCGAUGAAAGCGAAACAAAACCGGAGCUCUACAAUAAGAUACUCAUUGCUAAACCUAAAAACCCAGUGUAUGCUGUAGACCAAUUAUUAGCACAGCACGGCCACUCGGUUUUACGUUUACCGCCAUAUCAUCCGGAACUUAACCCGAUUGAAAAGAUAUGGGCCAUUUUAAAAAAUGAAGUUGCAGCAAAAAACACGACAUAA
Molecule: messenger RNA, 381 nt
Organism: Diabrotica virgifera virgifera (western corn rootworm)
Lineage: Eukaryota; Metazoa; Arthropoda; Insecta; Coleoptera; Chrysomelidae
Exons: 1
Coding region: 1-381 (126 amino acids)
Molecular function (GO): nucleic acid binding
Source: RefSeq, a predicted model, not a curated record